Messenger RNA from Heterotrigona itama, 1906 nucleotides. The record is from the annotation of a GenBank genome assembly. Lineage: Eukaryota; Metazoa; Arthropoda; Insecta; Hymenoptera; Apidae.
AAAAAAAAAAAAAAACAAAGAAGAAAAGAUUGUUCGGGAAAGGAACUUGCUCUGGCCUGCGUGCGAUUGAUUACGCUCGCGCGGGAUUGCGUAAUUUUGUCAGGGGGGGCCCGGGGAUGACUCGGUUCCAUCGCGAGCAGAGGAACGAGAGAAAAACAUGUGGCUGUGAAAGAUCAAACGGGGGUGUCGGAAGAAAGAAAAACGAUGAGAUCAUCUCUGGUUGCUCACGGUCCACGGUGAGCGUGGAUAGUCUCCGCUGGUCGUUCCUCCGUAUGGUACGCGCCAGUCAGUACCGGUCCAGCGACCGAUUUGGAGGGCUCUUUUGAACGUUCCCGAAAACGGCCAGAGACAGAGAGAAAGAGAGAGAGGAGAGGACAGGUAACGCCGGCAACAAGGGAAAGGAACGACACGAGGUAAAUACGCGUCAGUGCUGCAGCACGGACAGCGCAGAAAGCAUCGUCGUUACACAACGACGACGCAAGCUCCUGUUGAAGAUGAGGUCAUGAACAUGCUUGAGGCUGAUGAAAUAGCCGAGCCAGCGGAGGAUGCUGAGGUCACCGUCAAAGAUGGCAGAAACGAGGUUGGAUCGAAGCGUCAGGGCUUGCUCCGUAUGGAUCCGUGCAUAGAUAAACACUGUGACGCAGGACGAGUUUGCAAGGCAAUCGACGACGACACUGCCGAGUGUGUUUGCGUUGACGUAUGCGACGAGGAAGUCGAUCCUAGACGAAAGGUUUGCACUAAUCACAAUGAAACUUUCGGGAGUGACUGCGAGGUCCAGCAGAUGCGUUGUUUCUGUAACAAUGGCGACGCCAGAUGUAGAAGCCAUAAAUAUCAACACGUUCACGUUGUGUACUAUGGCGAAUGCCGAGAGAUGCCUGAGUGCAAAGAUGAAGAUAUGGCUGACUUCCCGAGGCGAAUGCGAGACUGGCUGUUCAACAUCAUGAGAGAUCUUGCCGAUCGUCAGGAAUUGUCAUCGCACUUCCUGAAGAUGCAACGGGAAGCGGAAACAAAUCAUACGUUGCGUUGGACCAACGCCGCCAUUUGGAAAUGGUGCGACUUGGACGGCGAGCCCCAUGACAGGACUGUUUCCAGGCACGAACUUUUCCCCAUUAAAGCACCUUUGAUGACCCUCGAGCAUUGUAUCGCGCCGUUCCUCGACUCCUGCGAUCGUGACGACGACCAUAAAAUCACUCUCAUCGAGUGGGGCAAAUGUUUACAGCUGAACGAGGAGGAUUUGGAGGAUAAGUGCGACGAGUUGGCCGAAACGAAGAACUCGGACCAAUAAUAGCUGCGGCAAGUUCGAAUGAUGAGCAGCAGUGGUUCAGACGGAAAUGAACGGAAGGGACAAAAAAGGAGAGUAAACAAACGGCGUGCAGUACCAAUGAAAGGGCGAGGAACGAGAAAAAUGGCGGGAAAAGUUGCAAGUAAACCGUUGCACUUGGCCAAUGCGCAUGUCUGCGCAGAGACUCGUCGAUAUUGCAACCCAUCCGUGAUGGGUCGUGCCAACCGCAGUUUUAGACAGUGCUCUCUAAUAAUAUAGAGAUGUGUACGUUAGGGACUAUUCGCGAUAUUUCCAUAAUAACUUUUUAAAAGCCUGAGAACCGUUUAUUGUCACAUGAUGGUUCAAAUAGACACGCGAUACACCUGCUCGUUUCCUCUCCCUGUAGUAUAAUCUUGAUAUAUUAUCCUCGUAGCAACAACGUACGUAUUUUCUAUAUAUACACGCAUACACAUAUACACACACAUACAUACAUACUUUUUGUAUAAAUUUAUUAUGUGACUGCCUUUCUAUCAAUAAAGAGUGAUACAGUUUCUUUCGUCUGCGCAAUGCUAAUCCACUGUUAUAUUAUACUUCACGGUGUCAGCUAUUAAGAUCAAAGAGGAAAAACAUGUUCAUUAUCUUUAU